CCUUGCACGUCAGCUGGCACAAGGCCUUUCUACCUCUCAUUGGAGUGUUCCUCGGUGCUGGGAGGUGAGCCAGCACAGCCCCCCACAGCAGCACACACCUCCUCUCACCCCCGGGACGAGAUGGCCGCCCUCAUCGCUGAGAACUUCCGCUUCCUCUCCUUGUUAUUCAAGAGCAAAGACGUGAUGAUCUUCAAUGGUUUGGUGGCCCUGGGCACAGUGGGGAGUGAGGAGCUCUUCUCAGUUGUUGCCUUCCACUGCCCCUGCUCCCCUGCCCGCAACUACAUCUAUGGGCUGGCUGCCAUUGGUGUCCCAGCCCUGGCCCUCUUCCUCAUUGGUGUCAUCUGGAACAACCACACCUGGAACCUGGUGGCCGAGUGCCACAAGCGUGGUGUCAAGAACUUCUCUGCUGCUGCCACCUUCCUCCUCUUUGGCUCCAUCAUGGGCCGGGCAGCUGUGGCACCCGUCACCUGGUCGGUCAUUUCACUGCUGAGAGGGGAAGCUUACAUCUGUGCCCUCAGUGAGUUUGUCAAGCCAUCCUCCCUGGACAAGUUUCCACCUGAGUACGGGGCUGAGGUGCUGGCCAGGUUCCCCUGCAGAGAUGUACCGGCAAACCUCACCAAGUUCAGGGAUGAGGUGACACGGAGGCUGAGAUACGAGUCCCAGCUCUUUGGCUGGCUGCUCAUUGGCAUCGUUGCAGUCCUGGUUUUCCUCACCAAGUGCCUGAAGCACUGCUGCUCGCCACUGAGCUACCGGCAGGAGGCUUACUGGGCCCAGUACCGCUCCAACGAGGACAAGCUCUUCCGACGUACAGCCGAGGUCCACUCCAGGAUCCUGGCAGCCAAGAAUGUGAAGCACUUCUUUGGCUUCGUGGCACUGGACAAGGAGGAAAAGGAGCUGGUACAGGAGUUCCCGGUGGAGGGCGUCCAGCCAAGCCCCCAGUGGAAUGCCAUCACAGGUGUCUACAUCUACCGGGAGAACAAGGGCUUCCCCCUCUACAGCCGGCUCCACAAAUGGGCCAAAGGAGUGGAAGGGAAUGGGCCAACCCCAGAAGGCCAUGAACUGCUCUUUUUGGCUUCCUAAGACAGAUGGGUGUUGGCAGCGGUUCCCCAGACUGCCUGGCAGGCCUUCCAUACCAUUGCACAGUGAGGGAUUCACUGGGAACAUUCCUCCUGCAGGAUUACUUCUCUCAGAAGGCAAACAGGGACCAA
Molecule: messenger RNA, 1208 nt
Organism: Pseudopipra pipra
Lineage: Eukaryota; Metazoa; Chordata; Aves; Passeriformes; Pipridae
Gene: CALHM2
Product: calcium homeostasis modulator family member 2
Exons: 2
Coding region: 121-1080 (319 amino acids)
Cellular component (GO): plasma membrane
Molecular function (GO): monoatomic cation channel activity
Source: RefSeq, a predicted model, not a curated record